ACAGCAUCCAGCCCUUUGGAGCCCUAACCACAAAUGCUGUCAUACUUUUCCCGGGAUGACUGGUGGAAGUCCUCCCCACAAAGUUUAUAAACACUCCAAGUAAUCCCCUUAAGUAUGUUAAAAGACUACAGUAAGAUCUGAAUGUUAUGCUAAGCUGAGGCUUAUUCACAACAGGUAAAAUACAAAACACUGAUGCUGACUUCACAGCGCAAGCAUAGCUAGGCCAUCUGAGAAACAAUGUAGUAUCCCUUGCAGUAUAUCUUCUAUAUUCAUAAUAAUUUCAAACUGGUUCCUAGGUGUCUGGUUACUCCUUAACAUUUUAUGUUUUUCCUGGUUGUUAAUCAGUUUCUUAAGAUGUUCCAAACCAGAUAACCCCUUGUCACUGAAAAAGGACAAAUUGAAACUGUUUAUGUAACAGGAUUUUUCCUGUCAAUUAUGGCUUGGAACCCUCUUGAUUUACACAACUAAAAGAAUGCUUUGAAGAGGCUGGAGGGUAUAAGAAAGCUGUAAAGCAGUAAGCAGAGUGCUUCAAGAGAGAAAAAUCUCUCUAACACCAUCUGCUGCUGUUCUUGAGAAGCUGGGAGAAACAGAUCGUCUCUUUCGGUUGCCUGUUUAACCUUCAAGGAUCGUGCUAGGAACUUUGCUUGUCAACAAAUCACCCGAAUGCCUUGGAAUGUUGCUUGUGUGUUCUGGUACGACCAUGUGAAAGGAUGGUGGGAGAAGAGGCAGGACCACCCCAUUCUCUACUUGUUCUAUGAGGCCAUGAAAGAGGACCCAAAGCAUGAAAUUUGGAAGGUGAUGCAGUUCCUGGGGAAGGACCUGACGGAGGAGGUUCUGGAUAGGAUUCUGUAUCACAUGUCAUUUGAUAUGAUGAAGGAGAAUCCCAUCACCAAUUAUAAGAUGGCUCCUGGUUUCCUGGUUGAACAAGGAUAUUCCCCUUUCAUGCGCAAAGGGAUUGCUGGUGACUGGAAGAAUCACUUUACUGUGGCCCAGAAUGAGAGGUUCAAUGCAGACUAUGAGGGGAAGAUGGCUGGGACCACCCUGUGGUUCCCAACAGAGGUCUGAUAUACCUGGAGUCUCUGUGUCAGGAUGCUAAACCAAACCAGAGCUACAUGGGACUUUCUGUGACACCAAUUUUUCUUUUUCCUCCUCCUUCCUUGAAAAACCAAAGGUCAGACUGUAGGAAAUGUCUCCAUCCCAGUGGUAGGCAGCAAUAUGUUGUGACUCGGGGAAAUGGGAAUUUCUUUGAAGAGUCUGGGAUUCUUUUAGAAUAUCCUAAGUAGGAGUAGGAGUAUGAGUAGGCUCAUACUCUAGUUAGCUGCCAUACAAAUACACCUUAUUUUACCUCACCCCUUGUUGAUUGCUGGACUGUAUCCUGGCCAGCCUCACUUUGGGCAUGGACCUAGGCUUUGGGUAUGGUGAUGAACAGGGAUCCUGGUUUUCUCUGUUUAAAAAAAAAAUCCCCAAUUUUCAGUUAUAAAAGUAACCCCAAAUCCACAUUUUUCCAUGAUUAAAAUGAAACAUCACUAUAUCUAUCUAUCUAUCUAUCUAUCUAUCUAUCUAUCUAUCUAUCUAUCUAUAUGUGUGUGGUGGGGGGAGGUAUAUAGUGUGUAUGUUGGGGGGGUGUUUCAGUUAAAUCACAGAAAAAUAUGGAUUUGGGGUUAUAUUUUUUUAAUGGAAAAUUGGGGAUUUUUUCUUAAAUCAGAGAAAACCAGGAUCCCUAGUGAUGAGGUAGCCAUCACUGGGGCACAUGUGGCUGACCUCCUCACCCCUACUGUUUAUUCUGCCAAUCACCCACUUGGUCCUUCUUUACAGUUGUUACUGCAGGGUGUGUCUACACUGUAAAAUGAAGAUCCGACUGUACAUGUACUAUCUUAAUCUGAUCAGUAGGGGUAAGAACAACAGCAGUAACACAGCAACACAGACUUUAAUACCUGCUACAGCCAGAAUCACUGGAAGGCUUGUACUCUGGUUGCUACUGUGCCAGUGCCAUGGCAUCUCCCCUGCCGUUACUUGUGCCAGCUAGUACAUGCUACAACCAGACCUUCCUUUUGCUAUGUAGACAUAUCCCCAGGAUUGUCCUAUACUAGCAGUUGGAAAGCAAAUAAAGAGGCUUCCACAAAAAGGCUGGGUACAGAAGCCUGUUGUCAUUACUGGGAAGAGACCUAAGUUUCACUGAAGGACGUCACUAAACCCCCAGCGAGAUGAAGUCAAGCACUUGCUCAACAAGAUAUUGGCUGCUUGCAUUCAUCUCAGGAUUUUCUGCCCCUUCUACGCUGCACGCUCUUACUUUUCCUAGGUGGGUCAACAGGUGAAAAGGUCCUUUCUUGCAGAAGGUUCUGGAAGGGACACCACUAUACAUGCACAUACCUCAUGGUACCAAAAUUUGAUCAGGCUACAUGGGGUCAGGAAGGAGAUGAAAUUUAAACUUGGAGUGGGUGGGUGGUGGGGGUUGUGAAGAAACUAAUGUGAAUGUCAUGUGUGUAACAGCAGAAGGAACCGGGGGACAGUCUGCAGAGCUGUGCUGACUAUUAAUUUGGACUGCAACUCUCAGAAACCCCCAAGGGCUGGGGAGAAAAGGAAAAAGGAAGAGGAAGCUUGUGGCAGGAGCAAGGGGAAGAGAGCAGUGUGCUCAUGGCACUUGGGCAGCCGUAUGCAGAGGAGCGCACAGUGGAGCUGGAGAUCUCACGGGCUGGGUCAGCCAGGACAGUGGGCUGAAGCAGCUGGACUCAGACUUGGGGGCCGCUGCAGGCUGCUGUUUGAGCCCUCUAGGGACUAAAGCCUCACUUGGGGACACCUCUGAAAAUUUAACCCAGGGGAAAUUCGGGUGCUGCGUAUAUGGGCACUUUUACAUAUGCUUUGCGGUUUUGGGGGGGUGCUUUAAUUAGAGCAGCUCUGAGAGCUGCUCUAAUUAAAGCGCCACAGUGUCUUAUGUAUCAGCAUCCUUUACUGUCCAAGCCCCCAAGGUCUGGAAUAGACUGCCACUGGAGGUGAUUCAAGCACGUACUUUGAACGCCUUCAAGAGAAAAUUGGAUGUUUAUUUUGCUGGGAUCCUAUGACCCCUGCUGACUUCCUGCCCUUCGGGCGGGGGGCUGGACUCGAUAAUCUUCCGAGGUCCCUUCCAGCCUGAAUGUCUAUGAAAUCUAUGAAAUCCUAACGUUUCAAAAUGGUGGUGGUGGUGCUUGAACUAAAGCUCGUUUGAUGCACUUUAGUUAAAGCACUCCCAACACCAUUUUGACGUGCAGGGAUGCUGAUACACGAAAUGCGGAGGCUGGCUUUAGUGUGGUAAUUACCACGCCACAGCAGACUUGAUUAAUUGAGUCUACUCUGACACACUGUAAUUACAGCACAUCGAAGCAGCCUCACAGCACAUCUACAGGCACUCUUUGUUACCAAGUACUAAUGUUUCUUUACCUUUGACAUGUUCCCUCCCUGUGGCCCCUUGGCUUGUGACCCUAACCCCUUGUUAUAUGAAAUUUUAUUGCCUUACCAGCACUUUCUAUGUAGAUGCAAACAAAUUCCUGUCAGUAAAACAAUGUAGCAUACACCAGGACCAUACGGCCAUAUAAUGCUCUAAAGCCUACAUCCGGUAGAUCCUUGUACCUGUUACACAGGCAUGGGCAUGGUGUGGGUUUUCAGUAGUGGAUCUACCUAAAUCAUGGGGGGACUUUUCAUGGUUCGAUCAUGGCAUAAAGUUCUAAUUCUAUGGUCAUUUUGUGGCAGCCCUGCCCCUUAGCGCUGAUCAGUGGAGAGGCCCAAACGGGAAGGAGGGAUGAGGAGGCAGCCACUGUCUUGAAUGCUGGCUGCCCUUGGUGGAGCCCCAUUACUGAACCCUGGAGAGGUCAUAGUGUGAAAGGAGGGGUGAGAAGCCAUCAGUCAACUUGUCUGCUGCCUUUCAUUACACCCUGCCAGCCAGCACCUUCCCUUCCAAGCAGUGAGGACAGCUGGCUCCCACUGGUGAGCCAGUUUUUUAUUUUUAUGAAGAUAGAUAGAUAGAUAGAUAGAUAGAUAGAUAGAUAGAUAGAUAGAUAGAUAGACCCAUUUUUCAAAACAGGUAGCAUAUUCCAUUUCCCCACCAGAGGAAAUCAUACCAGUGCUGAUAUCUAUCUAUCUAUCUAUCUAUCUAUCUAUCUAUCUAUCUAUCUAUCUAUCUAUCUCUUUUUGGACAUGAGAGUGAAGUGUGCCACCAACUUUAAUCCAGAAAAAAAGUGUGCUCCAGGUAUCAAAAGUUUGGGAAAUAUUGUAAUAAAUACUUAAAUGAUCUUUGUGCCUCACAUUCAUUUCCCAUGGUACACAUGCACUUGACUUCAUUAUGGGAAUGAUGCUGACAGUGUCUAAAGAAUACUUAUUUAUUUAUGUAAAAAAUUAAAGUGUAAAGAAAUUAAUAGACUUUGCAGUUGUAGGAGGGUACGGAUCCUAACUGGAGGUUGAUUUCUAGAUAGCUCAGUGAUUCUCAACCAGGGUGCUGCAGCACUCCAAUGUACCUUGAAAUCCUGUCAAGGGUGCUGUGGGGUGCCAGCACUGUUAGGUGUACAAACAUGUGUAACCCGGGUGGUACUCCAAGAGGUACCCCCUCUCCAAUUGAAGGGAUCAGAGCAGCACAAGCGCUGUGGAUGUGUAGGGACACUCCUGCUCCUAUAGAGCAGAGUCAGAUCACGAAUGGGGACUGAACCAUAUACCUUUUAAUGAGAGAACAGUACUUGGAACAUAACAGACAUAAACCAGGAGGUAUAGGGGACACUACAAUGCCCCAAGGGGCAGGAUUCAACAAAGGUUAGCUUUACUUAUUACUUCAUCACGCUGGUGACUCGUGUUCAUUUUGGAGUUGACUACAACUCCAAGAUCCCUCUCCUCAGUAUGGUAUCUCCCAGGCUAUAGCAGUGUUGAUGAUUCUUCCUCCCUGGGUGCAACACAUAGCACUUAUCUUUGUUAAACUAUGUCCUAUUCUGUUCCCCCCAUUUCCCCAGCCUGUCAUCUAGUUUGCAUGCCUCCCCACAUAGUUUGGUGUUUUCUGCAAACUUGGACAGAGUGCUUUCUAUUCCCUCAUCCAAGUCACUGAUGAAGAUAUUGAACAGUACCAGCACCAGGACAGAGUCUUGUGGGACUUCACUACCUACGUUUCUCCAGGUCAAAACCAACCAGUCCACUACCACUCUCUGGGUGAGUUCCAUAAGCCAAUUGAAAAGUUGGGCUCAUCCAGGAUUUGAACCUGGGACCUCUCACACCCAAAGUGAGAAUCAUAUCUCUAGACCAACAA
Molecule: messenger RNA, 5257 nt
Organism: Alligator mississippiensis (American alligator)
Lineage: Eukaryota; Metazoa; Chordata; Crocodylia; Alligatoridae
Product: sulfotransferase 1C3
Exons: 4
Coding region: 664-1065 (133 amino acids)
Biological process (GO): sulfation
Cellular component (GO): cytoplasm
Molecular function (GO): sulfotransferase activity
Source: RefSeq, a predicted model, not a curated record